This is a messenger RNA of Cyprinodon tularosa, 2574 nucleotides long. RefSeq names its product ribophorin I (gene rpn1). Bases 125 to 1927 code for a protein of 600 amino acids. NCBI's taxonomy places the organism in Eukaryota, Metazoa, Chordata, Actinopteri, Cyprinodontiformes, Cyprinodontidae. The transcript has 10 exons. The record is from RefSeq and is a predicted model, not a curated record. Gene Ontology annotation, cellular component: membrane; oligosaccharyltransferase complex.
CGAAUGUAGCGUCAUCCUUUCUGAUGUAGAGCCGUGCGGCGGCCUUUCUUCACCGACUCUCCGUUGUCCGCUGUAAUCUCACUACCUUAUCCCCAGGAUUCAGGUUCAAUUUUUCCCAUUAACAAUGACUCGAAGGUCGCCGUUGCUCGCCGCGUACUUGCUGUUUGUGCUCGCUUUGAGUUUUGAGGUUUCAGCGGACGGUUUGGUGAACGAUGACGUGAAGAGGACGGUAGACCUGAGCACUCAUCUCGCUAAGAUCACCGCUGAGAUCUUGCUGUCCAACCAAGGACAGUCCUCUGUCCAGAGCUUUAUAUUGGCUGUGGAUGCAGAACUGGCGCCUCACAUGGCAUACAUCGGAGCUUCGGUGAAGGGUGAUGAAGAGGAAGAUGGCACGCUUGAACUCCAACAGACAACAAUCCAGGGACAAAGUGGAGAGUUCUACAAAGUGAUGCUGCCCUCAUCUCUGGCUGCUGGGGCUCAGCUGAAAGUGAAGACGGAGAUGACAUUUAGCCAUGUCUUGAGGCCUUUCCCCACACAAAUCACCCAGGCAGAGCGUCAGCUGGUCAUCUUUCAAGGCAAUCACUAUAUGUACUCCCCGUAUCCCACCCGCAGCCAGACCACACGUGUCCGUCUGGCCUCCAAGACUGUGGAAAGCUACACCAAAUUUGGCAACCCGAGCAAGACCGAUGAGAUCAUUGAAUACGGGCCAUUCCGCGACGUCGCUCCAUUCAGUGAGGAUGCAAUGAAGAUCCAUUACGAAAAUAACACACCCUUCCUCACCAUCACUAGCAUCACUCGCACCAUUGAGGUGUCUCACUGGGGAAACAUUGCUGUUGAGGAAACCAUCGAUCUUAGGCACACAGGAGCCAUUCUGAAGGGUCCCUUCUCACGUUACGAUUACCAGCGUCAGUCGGACAGCGGCAUCUCCUCUGUCAAAUCCUUCAAGACCAUCCUUCCUGCCUCAGCUCAAGAUGUUUACUACAGAGAUGAGAUCGGCAACAUCUCUACCUCCCACCUGCAGAUCCUUGAUGACUCUGUGGAGGUGGAGGUCAGACCACGUUUCCCCCUCUUUGGAGGCUGGAAGACUCAUUAUAUCAUUGGCUACAACCUGCCAAGCUAUGAAUACCUCUACACCCUCGGUGAUCAGUAUGCACUGAAAAUGAGACUCAUCGACCACGUGUAUGAUGACCAGGUCAUCGACUACAUGACCGUGAAAAUCAUUCUACCAGAAGGUGCAAAAAACAUCCACGUGGACACACCUUACAAAAUAGAUCGAAUGCCGAACCAGCUGCACUACACGUAUCUGGACACAUUUGGUCGACCGGUUUUAGUCGCUACAAAGAACAACUUGGUGGAGCAGCAUAUUCAGGACUUUGUGGUUCAUUACACUUUCAACAAGAUCCUGAUGCUGCAGGAGCCUCUGUUAGUUGUGGGGGCUUUCUACAUACUCUUCUUCACCGUGAUCAUUUAUGUACGACUGGACUUUGCCAUCACAAAGGAUCCUGCAGCUGAGGUGCGGAUGAAGGUAGCCUCCAUCACAGAGCAGGUGCUCACUCUGGUCAACAAACGUCUGGGUCUGUACCGCCACAUGGAUGAGGUGGUCAACCGCUAUAAACAGUCUCGCGACACGGGCGCCCUCAACAGCGGGCGCAAGACCUUGGAGGCUGACCACCGCACUCUCACCAAUGAAAUCAGCUCUCUGCAGGCCCGCCUCAAGACGGAGGGCUCCGACCUGGCUGAAAAGGUUGGGGAGAUCCAGAAGCUGGACGGUCAGGUGAAGGAGCUGGUGUGCCGCUGCUGCUCAGAGGCGGAGCGUCUGGUUGCCGGUAAGGUCAAGAAGGAGACUUACAUUGAGAGUGAGAAGACUCUGACCGGCAAGAGACAAGAGCUCAUCAACCGCAUUGACAGUCUGCUGGAUGCUCUCUAAACGUUGCACACACACAGACACCCCUGCUUUUUAUGAAACCGAUGUGAAAUGUGACACUUACUGUUUUUUUCUUUUCAACCAUCAUUGCAUCCAGACAUGGACUAUCAACAUCUCAUUUUAUGGAAGUGAUGAGUUUAUCUGGACAUGUACCUCUGUGCCUGGGGAUAAACUUGUGGUCACUGUGCUGCAGAGCAGCUGACAUAACCGUGUUUGUUUCUGAUCUUUAUUUGAACGACCCCUUAAUCUCGGUUUCAUUUGCCUCAGAUUUCAUCUCCAUAUCAUUCGCGGGGAAGCAUGCAUGGGUUAAUGGACUGUAUUUGAAAAUGGGUCUCACAUCUUUACUCACACAUACUGUUUUCUGAAACUGAUGCGGUGAAUACAACAUUUUGCCCCGGACUGACAUUUUGAAUUUAAAGCUCUGAAGCUGCAUCAAGGCCAGCAUUGUUUUUGACAGUCAACAUCCAACUCAUAUUUUCUACAUUUUGUAUGAUUUUCAAUUCUUUUUUUUUUUUUUUUUUUUUUGACUGAGAUUAAAGGCUUAAGGAGAUUUGAGUGUGUAGAAGAGAACACAUGGAAACUGUUAUUUUGGGAAAGGGGCAUUGAUGUGAAUCUCAGUUAAAUUUGGAAAUAAAGUUUGGAGAAACUCA